Molecule: messenger RNA, 3046 nt
Organism: Papilio xuthus (Asian swallowtail)
Lineage: Eukaryota; Metazoa; Arthropoda; Insecta; Lepidoptera; Papilionidae
Product: glutamic acid-rich protein
Exons: 3
Coding region: 96-2870 (924 amino acids)
Cellular component (GO): extracellular region
Molecular function (GO): chitin binding
Source: RefSeq, a predicted model, not a curated record
AGAUACUGUGACCUCGAUAAAAUUGAGCAACAUCGAUCUGUGAUCGCAUUUUUGUAUCAGAUCGCAAAAGAAAUACGACGGCUGUAGCGGUCAACAUGAACACGGCAUUUCUGUUGCUGUGUUGCGCGGCGGCGCUGGGGGGCGCCUCCGCUCUCUCAAUCAAAUUGAGACAAAAUCCGGAGACUCUUUGCCUCGGCCAAGACAACUUCCUACGCAUUGCCAGCGUCGACAACUGCUAUGACUACUACCAGUGCUAUGCAGGCCGUUCCUACCUCAUGCAGUGUCCGGAGGAGACCUGGUUCAACGAAGAGGACCAGGUAUGCGAUCGGUCGGAGCUUCCGGCUAACUGUCGGUCUGAAGGCGAACCAGAGCCGGAACUUGAAUCGGAACCAGAAACAGAUCCUGAACAAGAAAUCGAGCCAGAAGAGGAAGUGGAAGAGGAACCAGAACAGGCGGAGGAAGUAGAAGAGGAACCAGAACAGCAAGAGGAGGAAGAAGAGGCACCUGAACAGGAAGAAGUAGAAGAGGAGCCAGAACAGGAAGAUGAAGUAGAAGAGGAACCAGAACAGGAAGAGGAAGUACAAGAGGAACCAGAACAGGAAGAGGAAGUACAAGAGAACUCUGAAACAGAAAUAGUACAAGACAUCUUACCGGAAGAAGACUUGGAUUCUGAAAACGAGCCGGAAGUUUCUCUCCCGGAAGAUAUUGUUGAGUCAGGUGAAUCUCAAGAAGAAGAUGUAGAACGUGAAGAGGAGGAUGUCGACGCCGAAGAAGAAAAUGAAAACGAAGAGGAAGAACAGGAAAGUGAGGAAUUAGAAGAAGAAAAUGGAGGAGUAGAGGGAGACGAAGAAGUAGACGAGAGUGAUGAAGAUAUAGAGGAAGUUGAAGAAGUAGAGGAUGGUGAUGAAGAAGUGGAAGGAGAUGUCGAUGAAGAAGAAGAAGGCGAUGAGAUUAAAGAUGGGGAAGUCGAAGGUGACGAUUCUAGCGAAAAUGAAGAUAGUGCAGAGGUCCUUAAAUUGAAUUCACAGCAACAUCACCAUCACCAUGUUCACGAUCAUGACCAUCAUCAUGACCACGACCACGACCACGAUCACGAUCAUGACCACGACCACGACCACGACCACGACCACGCUCAUGAACAUGACCACGAGCACGAUCACGACCACGAUCACGAUCACGAUCACGAUCAUGACCAUGACCAUGAUCACGGACAUGAUCACGACCACGACCAGGAACAAGACCAAGAAACAAACGAUGAUGAGUCCAACGAACAAGUCGAUGAAGAUUUUGACGCAACACAAGAUGAUCCUCUGAUGAAAUUUGUUAAAGCUUAUAGGGAGUAUAAACUUCAAGAGGAACUAGACUCUGAUGAAGAAGAGGAAAUCGAAGAACCUCUACGGAAUCAUCCUCACCCACCUCAACCCCAUCAUAAUUUAUAUCCAUACGGACAGUACCCCGUUAAGCAACAAGAAAUAGAAGAUGUCGAAAAUGAAGAGGAACUAAAUGAACAAGAAGAAGAACAACGGGAAUUGUCUAUGCGUUUCCGACGUUCUCUCCUGAGACAAAAUGAAGAGGAAGAUGACGAUCAAAAUGAAGAUUUGUUUGAAGAAGAGGCUGAUAAUCAAGAAGAAGAAAACUUUGUAGAAAACAUCAGCGAAAAUGAUAAUGACCAAGAUGAUGAAGAAGUCUCAAAACGUUUAAGAAAAUCUUCAAAGCGACAAAAUGAAGACGAAGAAGAUGCACAGGAUGACGAUGAUGAUGAUGAGGAUGAUAACCAAGACGACGAAGAGGUAUCAAAACGUUUAAGAAGAUCUUUAAAGCGACAAAAUGAAGUAGAUGCACAGGAUGAAGAUGAUGAUGAUGAAGAUGAUGACCAAGAUGAUGAAGAAGUAUCAAAACGUUUAAGAAAAUCUUCAAAGCGACAAAAUGAAGACGAAGAAGAUGCACAAGAUGACGAUGAUGAUGAUGAGGAUGAUAACCAAGACGACGAAGAAGUAUCAAAACGUUUAAGAAGAUCUUUAAAGCGACAAAAUGAAGACGAAGAAGAUGCACAGGAUGACGAUGAUGAUGAUGAGGAUGAUAACCAAGACGACGAAGAGGUAUCAAAACGUUUAAGAAGAUCUUUAAAGCGACAAAAUGAAGUAGAUGUACAGGAUGAAGAUGAUGAUGAUGAGGAUGAUGACCAAGAUGAUGAAGAAGUAUCAAAACGUUUAAGAAAAUCUUCAAAGCGACAAAAUGAAGACGAAGAAGAUGCACAAGAUGACGAUGAUGAUGAUGAUGAGGAUGAUAACCAAGACGACGAAGAAGUAUCAAAACGUUUAAGAAGACCUUUAAAGCGACAAAAUGAAGAUGAUGAAGAUGUACAGGAUGAGGACGAAGAUGAUGAUGUUGAGGACCAAGAUGAGGAAGAAGUGUCAAAACGUUUAAGAAGAUCUUUAAAGCGACAAAAUGAAGGUGAAGAAGAUGCACAGGAUGAAGAUGAUGAUGUGGAGGACCAAGAUGAUGAAGAAAUAUCAAAACGCUUACGAAGAUCUUUGAAGCGACAAAAUGAGUCAGAGGAGGAUGAGGAGAAUGAAGAUGAUGAAGCUGAUGAGGAAGAAGAAGAAAAUGCCGGAGAAGAAGAAGAUGUUGAUGACGAAGCAGAUGAAAAUGAAGAAGACGACGAUGAAGGCCCCAAAAGACAAGAUGAAGUAGAGGAAGACAGCGAGGAAAACGACGACAAUGAGGAUAACGACGAAGAUGAUGAAACGAAUGAUGAUGAUGAUGAUGGUGAUGAUGAUGACGAGGAUGAUGAUGAUGAUGAGGAAGAAGCUGUAGUAGCUGAGAGCAAGCGGUUCCUUAGUCGACUUUUUAAGUCAUUAGGACUUUAGACGUUGGCGUCUUAAUUUCAAACACAUUUUAUAGAAAAGUGAAAGUUUGAUUUAUUGUAGGAAGUUAGGAGAAAAUAAUUUAUUUAUAAUUAAGUUCGAGUAGGCUUUUAUGUAGCAACACUUUGUGCAAUUUUGUAAAUAUGCUGCAGUGCGAAUGAAAUAAAGUUGUUUAAGAA